UUCCCUCCCAACUGCCAUCUUGUUCCUCAUCCCAUCACACAAUCACUCAACAACAACACAUUCACUCAACAACACAAUCGUUUAAACAACACAAUCAUUUCAACUACAAAGAACACUUCAUCUUUUCACAAUGCAGUUCUUCAACGCCAUCAUCGUCUUCGCCUCGCUUGCUGCUGCUGCGCCUGCCGCUGGUAAUGCGCCUGCUGUUGAGGCCAGACAGGCCAAGACCAACACCCCUUGCGGCAACAACAUCCAGCCCGUCUGGAACACCGGCAACUAUGGAAAGGGCGAUGGCGGUUGGGGUUGCGAGGGCCUCAACAGCAACGGCGUCUGCACUUCUUACUUCUGGAAGACCGAGCUUCCCUACUGGAGCUGCCCUUAAGCUGAUCGCUCUGGGUGUCACGCAACGCGUGUCCAGAGUCCAGCUCUCCGGUUGCGGCCUUGGCAGUUGGAUGCGGGUCUACAUAGUGCUUGGAUCCCAGAACAUUCGGAUUCUAGCUUCAAUCAGUUCUUUAGUGCAGACUCAAUUUCACUCAUAGUUUUACUCUCUUUUCCCGUUGGCGUGUCGAC
Messenger RNA from Colletotrichum destructivum, 570 nucleotides. RefSeq lists its product as uncharacterized. The coding region runs from base 131 to 382 and encodes 83 amino acids. The record is from RefSeq and is a predicted model, not a curated record. Lineage: Eukaryota; Fungi; Ascomycota; Sordariomycetes; Glomerellales; Glomerellaceae. The transcript has 3 exons.